Molecule: messenger RNA, 2370 nt
Organism: Musa acuminata subsp. malaccensis (wild Malaysian banana)
Lineage: Eukaryota; Viridiplantae; Streptophyta; Magnoliopsida; Zingiberales; Musaceae
Product: glycosyltransferase BC10
Cellular component (GO): membrane
Molecular function (GO): glycosyltransferase activity
Source: RefSeq, a predicted model, not a curated record
CUCUUCCCCUCGACAGACCUCUUCUUCCUCCGUCUCCAUCGUGGAUCUCGUCCUCCGGAGAUCUCUUCACGGUCUUCCAAGUUGGGUAAUCCAGUAGAUAACUCCUACAAGCUUCUCUGCAACUUGGCUCGUGGUUGAUGCUUCCAGGUGCAAAUCUUAUGGUUGAGUCUGAUGAUGAAGUAAUAGUCAUGGUUAGACUGUUCUAAUGAGAAGAAGAAGAUGAAAGUACCACAUCUGGGCAAUGGGAACACAUAUAUUGUGCCACCACAACGCAACAGGCCCAUUGCAAGGCCACCUCGAUGGAUAAUUAUCCUGCUAUGUUUGGUAUCUGUCUGCUUGAUCGGGGCAUACAUAUAUCCACCUGGGCAGUAUCCGGCUUGCUACUUUUUUUCUUCAAGUGUUUGCAGCCCUAUUAAGUACUGGUUGCCUCCUAUAGCACGGGAACUUACUGAUGAUGAGUUUGCCUCUCGUGUUGUCAUCAAAAACAUUCUUUCCAUGCCACUAGUUUGGCCAAAGCAUCCCAAAAUUGCUUUCAUGUUCUUGACUCCAGGAUCAUUGCCCUUCGAAAAACUCUGGGAGACAUUUUUUCUGGGCCAUGAAGGGAGAUUUUCCAUCUAUAUACAUGCAUCACGAGAGAAGCCAGUGCACGUGAGUCCUUUAUUUGUUGACCGGGACAUAAGGAGUGCUAAGGUUGUGUGGGGUAAGAUAUCUAUGGUUGAGGCAGAAAAGAGAUUACUGGCAAAUGCACUCCAAGACCCUGAUAAUCAACAUUUUGUCCUGCUUUCUGACAGUUGUGUUCCUCUACAUAACUUUGAUUAUGUGUAUAGCUAUCUGAUGGGAACAAAUGUCAGCUAUAUUGACACAUUUUGGGAUCCUGGCCCACAUGGUAAUGCCAGGUAUACUGAGCAUAUGUUGCCAGAGAUUGAAGAAAAGGACUUUAGGAAGGGUUCACAGUGGUUCUCAAUGAAGCGCCAGCAUGCAUUAAUAGUUAUGGCAGACAGCCUUUAUUUCACAAAGUUCAAGCUUUAUUGCAAGCCAGGUUUUGAUGGACGUAAUUGUUAUGCUGAUGAACACUAUCUGCCGACUCUAUUCACUAUGAUUGACCCUAAUGGCAUUGCAAACUGGUCGGUGACACAUGUGGAUUGGUCUGAAGGAAAAUGGCAUCCAAAAUCAUACCGAGCUGAGGAAGUGACAUACGAACUCCUGAAGAAUAUAACUUCUAUUGAUGAGAGUUACCACAUCACAAGUGAUGAGAAGGGAAUAAAAUCUUGGUCCAGUACCUAUACUGGUUAACUAUCGAACAGGUAUUGUAUGAGAUCGGACAGCAUACUAAAUGUCAGUAUGGGUCAAUACCAGUUGGUACCAUUUGGACUGGAGAGAAAAAGACAAAGGAGAGGAGGCAAAAGCAAAGGAGGAGAAAACAGCACUGCAAACUGGUACAAGAAGGUGGCAGCGGCACAUACUGGUAGGGGGAGGAUGUGGCAAUGCAGAUGAGAGAAGGUGGUGACAUGUAUUGGUAACAGGAGGCGGCAAUGCGUAUGAAGAGGAGGCUGUGGUGAUGCAUUCUUUGGUGGAGGAGGCUAUGCCAACACAAACAGGGAGAAAAAAGAAGAAGAGAGUGAAUCUGUUGAAAGAAGAGAGAAAAGAAGAUAAAAGAAAAAAAAAAGAGAGGUAGCUAGAACAAAAAGCUUAUCAGGUAGUAAGCAUUCUUUUCAAACAGACCACACAAAAUUGCUCGGUCUCAUAUACCAGUCGACCAUUAGACUAGUAAAUGUUGGUCCAUACCGACUGGGACAUUUGAAAUUUUAAUUCAUAGUUUGGAUGUGUGGCUGAGUGCUAGAUUAUCUGAGUUGCAGCAGACUAGCAACUUGCUAUAUCAAUAAAGCUACCUUCUUUGUUCCAGUCGAUCAGGCAGUACAAUGAAUAUACAAGGCACCUGAAAUUUGCUAAGCAAUAAGCAUAAUCUCUUUUCAAUACAUUGAACAACUGCAACUACCUCUUAAGUUAGUUGGAGUCAUUUACAUUUGCAGGUGAUCUUUUUUUAUGCAUAUGAUUUCUAAUGGACCAGCAAAGAUUUUCUUCUUUCACAUACCUAAAAAAGUUCAUGCUAUUUGUGUGAUAAACUGAUUUGUCUAAUAUAUAUACAUAUGUCCAGUACAAAUAUCAAUAGAACUAGUUAUUAAUUGUUAGCGUGAAAUACAUAUUUUCAGUAUGCUGUCCAUGUUUUGCCUUGAAACAUUGAAGUCGAUAUUAGUAAUGGUUUCAUGACUGUUGCAGAAAGUGGAGAUGCUGACACCUUGUGUGUGGAACGGAUCGAAGAGACCAUGUUAUUUGUUUGCCAGGAAAUUUUUGCCUGAAGGCCUUGACAAU